Molecule: messenger RNA, 6129 nt
Organism: Alexandromys fortis (reed vole)
Lineage: Eukaryota; Metazoa; Chordata; Mammalia; Rodentia; Cricetidae
Gene: Zkscan5
Product: zinc finger with KRAB and SCAN domains 5
Exons: 6
Coding region: 769-2985 (738 amino acids)
Biological process (GO): regulation of DNA-templated transcription
Source: RefSeq, a predicted model, not a curated record
CUCGCACUUGGUUACUUCCGGCGAGGAACUGUUGGAAAGUGUCGGACGCGGUUCUCCCUUGGCUUGUGAGAACUCCAUCUUCCAAGCCGGGGCUGCGGGGAGUUUGCUCUUUAGGUCCCCGGGAUUUAGGGACUGGAGAGGAGCGAGUAGGGCAUUGUGUCCACACUGGGGUCCUGUCCCUAACCUUGACCCGUCCGGUCUCUGUCUCAGGGGUCAGGAGCUAGUCUGAGGAAUCCAGAUCCAAAUUUCUGUCUACGACCGUGCUUUCUCCUAGAACUAAUGAAGUCUUCCGUUCACCUAUCAAGCCCGUAUGGCUUGAAAGCCAGGACCAGAUAUGACCAUUUUAAUGGGUUUCACUCCUAUUCCGACUUAAGUUUGGCUUAUGAUAGAGAGAAGAAACGACUCUGUCUGGAAUAAUCUCGUCCUGUUAUUAAUAUGAGAUGUGUACUUUCUCAUUUCUAAAGUUGUGUUUUACGUUGGGCUUGACGUCACUUUUUGUGGCCGUUUAUUUGCGUUUUUAAAAUCUGGAAGUAGUUACUAUUAGUAAUUUUGUGGGUAAAGUGAUAACUGACUUGUAGUCGGUAUCUUUAAGUGAAUGACUUUAUUGAGUGGUUUUCUUUAGUAUAGAUGACGUCUUUGCCGCCUCUCUUGGCUAACAAUAAUUCCCGACGUACCAGUAAGGUUGUUGACUGCAAAAAGUGCCCUUCAGAAGAGCAGAGAACGAAUUGGGUCAGUGUAACGGGCAGCCUCUAGAGACUCUGAGUUGGAAUGAUAAUGACAGAAUCCAAGAAAGUUACACACUUAGAGCCUCCAGCUGAGACUUCUUCGCAAGAGCAAGCUGAUCUUCUCAUAGUGAAAGUGGAAGAAGAGGACUGCUCCUGGAUGCAGGCAUACAACCGGCCAAUGUUUGAGACUUUUUACCAACGCUUCAAGCAUUUCCAGUACCAUGAGGCAACGGGACCACGGGAUGCUCUCAGCCAGCUCCGGGUACUCUGCUGUGAGUGGCUGAGGCCGGAACUGCACACCAAGGAGCAGAUCCUAGAGCUGCUAGUGCUGGAGCAGUUCCUCACCAUCCUGCCUGAAGAGUUCCAGGCCUGGGUGAGAGAACAUCACCCCGAGAGCGGAGAGGAAGCCGUGGCUGUGAUCGAGAGUAUCCAGAAAGAGCUAGAGGAGCGCCGGCAACAGAUUGUCACAUGUCCUGAAGUGCUUUCUCAGAAGAUGGUACCACCCGGAGCCACGCAGGAGCCCUUCAGUCACCGGUUUCUGCCCGUGGAGGCCCAGUCUAAUCAAGAGUCACGGAAUCUUCUGGAGGAAAACGCCCAUCCUGUUCUCCAGGUUCCUUCUGUUCCCCCGAAGGACAGCCAGGAGCUGACAGCCUCUCUUCUCUCAGCCAGGUCCCAGAAGUUGGUGAAAAUCGAAGAUGUGGCUGAUGUGGCUGUGUCCUUCAUCCUGGAGGAAUGGGGACAUUUGGACCAGUCCCAGAAGUCUCUUAGUAGGGAUGACAGAAAGGAGAAUUGUGAGCGUAUCACUCCUGUGGAUUCUGAGUCCAGGGAGGGCAACUUAGAGCUUGUGGCACGGCAGAUCUCCGGUGGCGCUGACUCACACUGGGGGGCAGCAGGAAGCACAGAGAGCAACGGCGCUCAGAGUCAAGAGCUUGCAGAAGUUAGCGACCUAAAGAACAUGGCGCAGAGGUGGCAGGUGAACCCCACUGUGGGGAAGUCAAGGCAGAAAAGAGCUCUGAACUCAGGCCCAGAUGGCAGCCGUAAGCAGAAAUCCAACCGUGAGCGAGGUCACAGAUGCGCUGACUGUGGGAAGUUUUUCCUCCAAGCCUCAAACUUCAUUCAGCAUCGCAGAAUCCACACAGGAGAGAAACCAUUUAAGUGCGGGGAAUGUGGGAAAAGCUACAAUCAGAGGGUGCACCUCACUCAGCACCAGCGAGUCCACACUGGCGAGAAGCCCUACAAGUGCCAGGUGUGCGGGAAAGCCUUCCGCGUGAGCUCCCACCUGGUGCAGCACCACAGCGUUCACAGUGGGGAGAGGCCCUAUGGCUGUAAUGAAUGCGGGAAGAGCUUCGGCCGCCACUCGCACCUGAUCGAGCACCUGAAACGCCACUUCAGAGAGAAAUCCCAAAGAUGUAGUGACAAAAGAAGUAAGAACACUGAACUGAAUGUUAAGAAACUUCCAGAAUUUUCAGAAGGAGACGUGGAACUAUCAGAAGAAAUCCAAAGUAAUGCUUCUCAGGUUGAAGGUUAUCCUGAAGGCUAUGAACACCAAGAUAGGGCAGGUAGACAGCAGGGAAUUGUGAGAGAGAUCCCAGGACAGCCUCCUUCAAAGAGGAUGAAUUGCAGUGAAUUCAGCUCCGUCCACAAAAAGUCUUCCCCGGGAGAGCGGCCGCAUAAGUGUGAGGAAUGUGGGAAAAGCUUCAUUCAGAGUGCACACCUUAUUCAGCAUCGCCGCAUCCAUACUGGGGAGAAGCCAUUUCGGUGUGAGGAAUGUGGGAAAAGCUACAAUCAGCGUGUCCACCUCACUCAGCAUCACCGGGUUCACACUGGUGAAAAGCCCUACACCUGUCAUUUAUGUGGGAAGGCCUUCCGAGUGAGGUCCCAUCUCGUCCAGCACCAGAGUGUGCACAGCAGGGAGAGGCCCUUCAAGUGUAAUGAGUGUGGGAAGGGAUUUGGGAGGCGUUCACAUCUGGCCGGCCACCUCCGACUCCACUCUCGAGAGAAGUCCCACCAGUGCCAUGAAUGUGGAGAGAUCUUCUUCCAGUAUGUCAGCCUCCUUGAACACCAAGUGCUCCAUGUGGGCCAGAAAGGGGAGAAGAACAGCGUCUGUGAAGAAGCCUAUAGCUGGAACUUGACCGUGAUAGAAGACAAGAAGCUGGAGAUAGAGGAGCAGCCGUACCAGUGUGAUACCUGCGGGAAAGCCUUUAGUUACAGUUCCGACCUUAUUCAGCACUACAGAACUCACACUGCCGAGAAGCCCUAGAAAUGUGAUGCAUGCAGAGACAGUGCCUGCCAGUGUCCCCACACAAAUCAGCACCCGAAAAGCUGCCCCGGCGGGAAGUCCCAUCAGUGCAGUGAAUGUGGGCAGGGCUUCAGUCUGAAGUCUCAUCUCAGUCAACACCAGAGAAUCCACACUGGGGAGAAGCCCUUCCAGUGCAAAGAAUGUGGAAUGAGUUUCAGUUGGAGCUGUAGCCUCUUUAAACAUCUGCAAAGCCAUGAGAGGACAGAUUCCCAAACACCUGAAGCGUGAAGGAGCCUGUUUCUGUUGGGAAACAGCCUGGUUUUAGAGCAUUCCAUGGCUGACAUAAUGUAACGACAACAAGAAUUUUUCCAUCUUAACCAUCAAACCUACAGGCGAGGGGGAACCCUGCAGGUAGAACUUAGCUUUCAGGGACCCUGUCGCCUCCAUGGAGUGUUCUGGUUAGUGUCUUCAUGCUUGGAAAUCUAGAUGAAAAGAGACCCUCUGGCUAGAUAUGGUGGUGCUCGCCUGUAAGCCUUGGGAGGCAGAGACAGGCAAAUAUUUGGUUUAUAUAGCAAGUUCCACACCAGCCAGAGCUAUACAGUGAGACCCCUGAGUGAGAGAGACAGACAGACAGACAGACCUCUGAGUACUGUAGAUGAAGCUCAGAAAAUAACAAGCCUCAUGAGUGCAGUAGAAAUUAGCCUGUAGUUUCCACCACAGCAGCACAGCUGUUCAGAGAAUCUUGCAUUGACAGGAACUGUGGCAUGAUGCCCAUCUUCCUGAAACAGCUGCCCAACCACCCUAGUCAUUGUUCCCAUCCUGAGUAUUAAACCUUUGGAAAAGAAGUUGACUUGAAGUUUUUCUCUUUGUCAAAAUUGGGGUUCAGAGGAUGGGUGGGACAUGUUCUUGCUGCUGCCUACAGUUUACAGCUUCUCUAGACAGCACAACUUGUUUUCAUUUUGAUUCUACUAGCAACAAGGUCAGCUAGUAUUAAGUACCUGAGAUGGCUCAGUGGGGAAAAGGGCUGACUACCAAGUCUUGACAUUGACAACUUGAGUUCAGUCCUCAGGAGCCACAUAGUGGAAGGAGAGAACUGACUUCUGUAAAUUGUCCUCUGACCUCCACACAUGUGCUUUGGUACUUGCAUACACUAACACAUAAGUUUUUAAGAGUUUGACUUGUUAGGUGUGGUUCCAGGCCAUCCAGAGCCAGACAGUGAGACCAUGUCUCCAAAAAACAAAGUGGAAAACUGGGCGAUGGUGUCGCAUGCCUUUAAUCCCACCAGUCAAGAGGCAGAGGCAGGUGGAUCUUGUAAGUUCUAGGCCAGUCUGGUCUACAGAGUGAAUUCCAGGACAGCCAGGGAAUAUACAGAAAAACCCUAAAAAGGAAGGAAGGAAGGAAGGAAGGAAGGAAGGAAGGAAGGAAGGAAGGAAGGAAGGAAGGAAGGAAGGAAGGGUGUGGACAGAAAAAAGCUAAUUUUUCAACUGGAAAAAGUUUAAUUUGUAAAUUUAUGAAAAAUGAGGGAUGCUGGUCAAUAAUCACAUAAGUUACAGGAGGGGGUCUUUGUGAAGGACAAGCUGCUCAGUGGACUGGCUUAUAGUACAGAUAAAGUGAACAGCUAAAUCUUUCUAAUGAAUGGGACCAAGUUUUAUUAUUAAAGAAUUUUGCCCUUGUGUACCUAGUCACAGCAUGGUGGCGUAGAGACCCAAGCUAACUUGAACUCAUUAUGUAGGGGGCGGAAAGAUGACUUUGAAUUGAUUCUCUUGCCUCUACCUCCCAGUGAUAGGACGAGAGAGAGUAGGAGAGAGAAGAGAACCGUGAUGGUGUGGGCUUUAUAAAGGCUUUGCAACUUGUGGCCUAAGUAGAAAUGUGUCACAUUUGGCUGCUGGUAAUGAUGUCGCUGCUGGCGCUGAGUUGCUGAAGGUGGGCUGGGGGAGCGCCUGGUUCUGAAAUGUGGGUGGUUCUUGGUUUAUCAAAAUUCUUCCCUCUUACUUAUUAUAAAAGGUGAGGACAUAGGAAAGGGUGGUGAUGAGGCAGGAAUGGGGGUACCAUGCUCUUUAGGCUGUUUCCUGAUGUCUGGGGACAUAGACAUCUUUGGGGACCCAUGAAAGCUGGGUUGCUGGUCAGGUCUGGGAAGAUUAGGCUGUUUCACUCAGUGCCCAGGCUCUGCAAGACUAUCUGGGGUUAGGGAAGUGCGGGCAGCUAGUCACUCUGGAACUAUCCAGGAUGCAGAUGUUGAGGGAACACCUGGAGCUGAGGUUACUUGGACAGAAUAUAUAUAUAUAUAUUCAUAGUCUGAUCUCACCUAGCAUCACAAUGGUAGGUUCGGAAAAUAAAAACUUUCAAGUUGUCUCUCAGCAGAGUAUAGUGGUGCACAAGAAAGCAAAGGCAGGAAGAGCAUGAAUUUGAGGCCUGCCUGUGUGCAGCACAUCACACAUACACACACACAUACACACACACACACACACACACACUAUAAAGGGACAGAAGGUAAAGUUGGGGAAUUUUUUUCCUAAGUGUACAUUUGAAAUUUUAGGCCCAUGCUCCUUAUAGGUCCCAAGACCACAGAAGGGGUAGGGUAGAUCCCACCCUCAGGAAUAAAUGGAACAGGCAGGUGGGGAAACAGACUGUUGGUUGACUGAAUUUAUCUAGAGUUCAUUUGACCCUUGAGAAGUGUAUUUAAGUUGACUCCCUGAAGCUUACAAUAAUUUUUUAAAGCUUAGGAAAAGAGAUAAGUUUUAGAUAUGCUAGCAUUACCACUGUUUGUAAUCUGUGCUGAAAUCCACAUUGUAUAAAAGGCUAUAGACUCAAUCCUGGUGGUGGUGGUGGUGGUGGUGCACACCUUUAAUCCCAGCACUUGGGAGGCAGAGGCAGGCAGAUUUCUGCAUUUGAGGCCAGCCUGGUCUACAGAAUGAAUUCCAGGACAGCUAGGGUUACACAGAGAAACCCUGUCUCAAAAAAUUAAUAAAUAGGGUUGGAGAGAUGGCUCAGCAGAUAAGAGCAUUGCCUGUUCUUCCAAAGGUCCUGAGUUCAAUUCCCUGCAACCACAUGGUGGCUCACAACCAUCUGUAAUGAGGUCUGGUGCCCUUUUCUGGCCUUUGGGCAUACACGCAGAAAGAAUAUUGUAUACAUAAUAAAUAAAUAUUUUAAAUAAUAAUAAGUAAA